This is a messenger RNA of Sphenostylis stenocarpa, 216 nucleotides long. NCBI's taxonomy places the organism in Eukaryota, Viridiplantae, Streptophyta, Magnoliopsida, Fabales, Fabaceae. The record is from the annotation of a GenBank genome assembly.
AUGAUGAGAGGUAGCUUGAUGGGGUUGGAAGAGGAGAGUGGUGCUCGUGGUAGGAAUAAGCGUAGCCACGUGCCGUUUUGUGGGUUGAUGGUGAUGUCUUUGGUGAGAACAGGGAUGGGAAGCGAGGGGUCUGAAGAGGGUGGGGUGCAUGGAACGGCUUUGUUGUGGCGAGUGAAGGUGCCGUCGGGGUUGCGGAAGAUUUGGAGGUGGUGGUAG